This is a messenger RNA of Zea mays, 657 nucleotides long. RefSeq lists its product as uncharacterized. Lineage: Eukaryota; Viridiplantae; Streptophyta; Magnoliopsida; Poales; Poaceae. The coding region runs from base 7 to 429 and encodes 140 amino acids. The record is from RefSeq and is marked provisional. The transcript has 2 exons.
GCGGGGAUGACGAGCCCAAUGGUGGCCACCCCGGUCCAGUUCCACACAACCGGCCGCCUCAGCUUCUGCUCCUUUUCCUUUCCCAGCGCAUCAGGGAGGCGGCGAUUCGCGGCGGUGAGGGCGUCCGCGGAGACGAUGGCGACGGAGAAGCUGGGCAUCAAGGUGGAGCGCAACCCGCCCGAGUCCCGUCUCUCCGAGCUCGGCGUCCGCCAGUGGCCCAAGUGGGGGUGCGAGAAGAGCAAGUUCCCGUGGACCUACUCCGCCAAGGAGACGUGCUACCUGCUGCAGGGGAAGGUGAAGGUGUACCCCGAAGGCCACGGGGAGGAGUUCGUGGAGAUCGGCGCGGGAGACCUUGUCGUCUUCCCCAAGGGCAUGAGCUGCACCUGGGACGUCGCCGAGGCCGUCGACAAGCACUACAACUUCGAGUAGCCGCCGCCGCCGACUAGCCCUGCGGCGCUCGAUGUAGACUUGCUGUGCUCUUGUACUCUGAACCUAUGAUGCUCCACUCCAGAGUUAACAGACCGUGUAAUAAAGCUCCGGAUUAGGGGACUACAAUGCUGUACUAUCUGUUUCAGAUCCCGUUCGGUUAGCUGUGAUAAGACCUGAAACUAUUCCAGCUGAUCAGUUUUAAUACAAAUAAAACUAUGGAACAGUUUU